This is a messenger RNA of Naegleria gruberi, 4263 nucleotides long. RefSeq names its product FBOX domain-containing protein. Bases 1 to 4263 code for a protein of 1420 amino acids. Gene Ontology annotation, molecular function: protein binding. The transcript has 4 exons. NCBI's taxonomy places the organism in Eukaryota, Heterolobosea, Eutetramitea, Acrasida, Naegleriidae. The record is from RefSeq and is a predicted model, not a curated record.
AUGGCCGGAGAAGAACAAGGCAUUUCGAGAAGGAAGAAGUGGUUUUACUUUUUCCAAUACUUUUUCCUGUUUAUACUUUUUGCACAUGGUAUUCGAUCAGGCUUUUUUACACUUUUGAAUAGAAGUCAAUAUAAAUCUGGAGCAACAAAUACAAUGUGCUCUCAAGCAACUCCAGAAUCUGUCAGGGAAAAGUUAAUUAGGACUGGACACAAGUCAUCGGAAACAGAUGCAUUAAUAUCAACAAAGAGUCUUAAUGUUUUUACUAGUAGUGAAUUUAGUAAUUUGAAAAAAGAACAUCAUUUGUGUGAUUAUCCAUCAGAAUUACAAUUUACCAAGGUUAUUUGGUUAUUUACUGAUGGUCUUCCGGUCAAGUAUAGUAAAAAGACAUUUGACCAUUUCAAGGAUCAUAUGGUCCUGUACACAAUUGAUGUUCCAGGUCCAAAAUAUUCCCAUGCCAUUUAUACCAGUUAUAUGACUGGUCAACUGCCAACAAAUUAUCAAGGAAAUCCAAUUGAAGGAGACAGUCUUGUCAAAUCUAUUCAAAGAAGUCCAGAUAUGGGACCAUUAACAUAUGUUGGACCUGAAUGGAGUUUCCUUGCUAUUCACGGAAACAAGCAUUAUGAUAAAUUAUUCAAGAGAAUUGAAUUAAAGGAAGAACCUUUGGAUCAACCUCAUGACCAAGGAUAUAGAUUCUUCUUUGCCAAUGAAGAUGCUAGAAAAUUCUAUAGAGAAACUUUGGACACAAUCAAGGGAGAGGGAGGUUCACUUUUUGCUCACUCUGCAAUUUUUGACCAUAUCAAUCAUGGUGUCUUUAGACACGAUCCAACAAAUUUGGACUAUUUGACCUAUUUAUCUGACAGAAUAGCCUCUGACAUUAACCCUCUUAAGGAUUGGAUUGAUGCAAACCCAGAUUAUUUAUUGAUUUUAUCUUCUGACCACGGUACAGACGAUGUUUCCAAUGGUUACGUAUUGCAUGGUUAUUCUAGAGAUGGAAAUGAAGGUUAUGUCAUGCUCUACAAUCCAAGAUUAAAACCAUACGAUGAAAGAUUGGACAUUGUUGAUGUUUGUCCAACUGUUGCCAAGUAUUUGAAGGGAGUAGAUAUACCUGCUGAUAACAUUGGUGUAUCAAGAGCUUAUUUUGGCGAUGACGAAGAAUCACUCAAGUACAAAUCAUAUGUUUUGAAGGAAAGUUUGGUUCAAUUGACUGAUACUACUACCAGAAGAGGAACUGACUUGCUUAGAUCUGCUUCUUCUAUUUUGAACUUGUUAAAGAUGGAGGCUAGCGACAUGUCAUUCUCUGAAAAGUUCAAGUCAAUUAGAGAUUUUAACACGGAGCUUUCAAAACUUAAUGUUGAAAUGAAGCAAAAGCUCUAUCAAUUGAUGGAUACUCCAGUAUUUUGGGUUGCUUUCUAUGUAGCAUGUACACUGGUUAUGGUUGUGAUUGGCUUGUACCGUUUCAAUUUCCAUGCUAUUCACUUGUUAGCUGAAAACGUUAGAGAAACAGCUCCACAAGAACAAAAGGCCCUUUAUGUUCAAUACUAUACCAUUGCAGGAUUCCACAUUUAUUAUUUAGGAUUUAUCAUUAUGGCCUUCCUCUACUUUGUAUUUGUCUUACUUUUCAAUCCAAAGAGAUUGGAUAGAUUGAUCAUUCCAUCCUUGUUGUAUGCUUUUGCCUUGAUGAGAGAUACACCUUUUGGAAGAGUUGUCACUUUGCUUCAAAAUGUACAAUAUUUUUACCUCCUCGUUCCUGCUUAUAUCUUGAUUAACAAAUACUGCUGCCAAGUUAAGAAGAAAGACAAGGGCUUCAACUCAUCUGGUUCAUCACCACAAUUCGAAGAUGAUGAAACCAAGCAUCACUUCUUUGAUAUUCUUCAAUUAACAAUUAGUCUUUUCUUUAUGAAUCACUUUAUGUAUGGUUUCCACAUUGGAAAAGAAGAAAGAUUGGAUGUUGAUGCUCACCCAAUGGCUGGCGCUGUAGGAACUUACAGAGCUCUCACAGAUACAUCUGAAAUGAAACCAAUUGUUUGUACACACUGCAGACAAGCAGUAUUUUACAAUAUUCUCGAUACUGUACUCAUUGGAUUUGAUAAUUUAAUAUUACACGAGUUCUUGGAGGAUGUUGUACGAUACAUAGCAAGAAUGGAUAUAACCAAAGAAACAAAAGAAACAAAAGAAACCAAACCAUCAACUCAAAAUACAUCAAAAGAGAGAAAGAAUACAGAAGGCUUUGCUUUUAAAUUCACAUCUCCUGAACGUUUCGAUACAUCAGGUUUACCAGCCAGCAAACCAAAGAAGAAUUCUAGCUCAUCAAAAGUUUUCAAUCCAGUUACCACGACAGAAUUACAUGAUGACGAUGAGAGUAUUGACGAUUUACCAUCUCUUAUAGAUGUGCCACCAACCACUGACAAGUCAUUCAUUGUAAACGAUAAGAUUUUCGGUUCAUUCAUGCGUGAUACUUUAUUUUUAAUUGCGGAAUAUUUACCAUAUCGUGAUGCUCUAUCUUGUCGCCUAGUUUGCAAAGAUUGGUACUCUCUCGAUACAUACGAAAUAUUCUGGAAGACAAUUUAUCAUCAAUACAUCAUUUCGAAUAUUAUUGAAAAAUAUCAAAAGAUGAAAGACUACUCUGCUACGACCAGUGCAACUAACAAUAUUCCACUGAGUGAAAUACUCAAUGAUUCGAAACAUUACAAUAGAGAGAAGAAGAAACAAACUGUGAAACUAAUCCAAGGAAUUAACUCAAAUUCUGGACAGAAAAAACUAGUUCCCUUUGUUGUGCAUAGGGCAGUGAUGCAAUCGCUUUUGAAUGCCUAUGAGAAACAUAUAUUGGAGGAUGGUACUGCUGAGAGAGGUUCUAUAAAGGAAAAACUAUUUAGUUUACAACAAAAUGGGGAUAGAAGAUUCAAGUAUUUGAUGGAAAAACAAAUUAAUUCAGAAAUGACUAUUGCUCUAAAUGUAUUCUUUGGAGGUUUGAAGACUAAUUUUCAGUACCAUUCAAAGGAGAUUGUGCUGAAUUUUCUGAUGCAUGUCUUGGGAGAGGAAUAUAUCAGAAAUAUUAGUGUAAUGAAAUUUAUUCCGAAUGUUGAUUUUAAAUUGGUUCUAAAGAAAUUAUUCAGAGGAAUUUCACAAUCGGAAGAGUAUCCUAAAUAUUGGGAAAUAAUGAUAGGAUUAUCAUUGCAGAACUUACCAGAUUUAAUUCCAAAGAAAGAAUGUUCUAAUGUUUUAAAGGGCUUAUUCGAAUCUAGCAAAUUCAAAGCUCAAAUAUCUUGGAUAUCAAUUAUGUUUUCCAACUGUUAUUAUUAUGAGGAUGUAAAUGAGCUAAUGUACGAACUUUUGAAUAGAAAUGGAAUUGAUACUUCUGACACAUUGUCAAUAAGUGAAUAUUUUACAGGAUCCAUUUCAAAAACAUUUUCUUUAUUAUCAGAAUACACUUUUUUCAUCAAAUAUUUACAAUUUUUGGGAAAAUUCCUAGAAGGAGAGAAAAUUUAUGUGCAAGUUACUGAAAGUAGUUACUUUUAUUCGUUAAUUGGACGAUUAUCCAAUGAAGAGAGUACUAGUUUGAAUGAUUUUCUUGAUAAUUUGCCAAUUCCAUUAUUAGAGAUGAUUAAAUUGAGAGGAAUUAACCAAUUCAAUGUCAAUGAACUUAGAUUAUUGGAAUAUGUUAAAGGGAAAGGAAUUUUAUAUUCUCAAUCGGCCAUAGAGAAUUAUUUGGCAAGAUUUUACAUCUAUUCAACACAAUAUGGUCAAGUAAUCAAAUUCUUAAUUGAUAAUUAUCAUGCAGAUAUUUAUGAAAUAGAAAAGAAGGUGAAAUUCUUCCCAAAACUUGUACAAUAUCUAUCGAACAUCUAUAACAAUGUGGGUGUAUAUGUUACAGAGUUUGCAACUUUAUUUUCGGAUAAGCCAAUUGAUUUGGACAAGCUUACCGAGUGCAGUAUUGGAGAUCUUAUUUUAAAAAACUGGAAAAAUCCAACAGAAUUUGUACAAUUUUGCAAGAAACGUUUCAUUCAGAAUAUUUUCUAUUUGCCAACAGUUUGCCGUAUUCUGUCACAAGCAAUACUCGAAUAUUACGAUAAUAAGUUAGAGCUUAAGAGGGCUAUCUAUGAAGCAGCCAUGUUUAAUGAAAAUCUAACGCUCUCUAAUUACGUUUCCCAAUUACUUGAGGAAGAACCUGAAUUAUUGCAAGAAACCACACUUCAAUUCAAUAAUUAUCCUCAAACAGAUCCAAAGUUUGCCAUUUCAGUCUAUCUAUUUUGUAAUGAGAAAUAA